ACAGAUUUCUUUCGAAGGGCACGAUUUCAGUUUUCAAGGACUCCGUUGUGACCGCCGAUGCCCCGCGCUCGCUCGUGCUCGCGUUCACGCGUGCUCGGUGCGGACAAAGCCUCGCGCGAUCGCGCUCCCGUGUCGUUAUCUCGCUGCUCGAAGCUCGUGAUACUUUCGCGUUCUCGUAAUCGUGCCCGUGUUGUCGUUACGGUGUGUCGUGCGGCUGCCGAUGGCGUCGCCAACGCGACGCUACCAUCGGCGUCUGCCGAUCGCGAGCGGAGUUCCUCCGGGAUGUUUUGCGCUCCGCGCGCUUCCGGAGGCGAUCGCGUCGCAAUCGCGAGGAUCCUCGACGCGAUAUCGCUCGCGCGUAUUCGUUUCCAAGAGAGCUACCGUGUGCGAGAGCGACGGUUACGCGGUAUGAAGCGGAGCACGCAGGGAAGAGAGGAAAGCGGCGAGGAUGGCAGCCAUGAUGAAUUUGUCGGCGCGAGUGCGAUCUUCUCGCCGAUCGUGAUCCGGCGACGUUCGCGAUCUCGCUCGCAUAUAGGGCGAUCCUUAUCGUGGAAAUGCGUAAACGAAAGUGUUCAGAGACAGAAAAGACCAACGCCGACGUUCAGCCUACUAAAACGAGAGCUGCUCCUGUAGACUACUCGUUUCGACGAGCUUUUUAUUACACCGAGGUCUCCGAGAUCGAAAGCACGAGUCAGAAAGAUAAAGAGAGGAUCUUGGUCUCUGUCGGCGAGACCGUCGCAUCUUGGAGGCGGACGUCAGAUUACAACGUCGAGGUCGAAAAAUCUGACGAGCCACAUGUGCCCAGCAAUGUUAGCUACAUGUACGAGAUCCUGUCCAAGCAAGGACGCAUUUUCACGUAUGUGUGUCGAAGCUUGGGCAACAAACUGUUCAAACUGUGGUCGGUGGCGACCGACGCCAACAACGCCGCCGACGUACGUUACGUGACGAACGUCCGCAGCGUGAAUCAGACAUACUUCCGGACGUUCGGUCGCAUCAACACGAAGAAGGAGUCCACGAAAACGAUGAUCCUGGAGGGCUCGAUGAGGCGGAAGGGCCUCUCGGCGGCCGAGUCGAUCGAGCUGGACUUCCGUAAUGUGAAACAAUAUUCCGUCUUCUCCGGCCAGAUCGUGGCGGUCGAGGCGACGAAUCCGCUGGGCGACACGCUGUACGUGCGGGAGGUGUUCGCGAAGGCGUACGCGCCGCAAGCACCCACACCCAGGUUCGAAUCGAGGAUCAACGUGUACGUCGCGGCUGGUCCGUUCACCGGAACAAGCAACAUGAAUUAUCAUGCGCUGUGGGAUUUGAUGGGAAAGGUCGCGAUCGAUGAGCCGCACAUAUUGAUACUAAUCGGGCCUUUCAUCGACUAUACGCAUCCCGAAGUGGAGAACAUGACGGACACGUAUCAGGAAUAUUUUGAGAAACUUCUCACGAGACUAAUGGAAUCGACGAGGAAAAGCACGCAAGUUGUGCUGGUGGCAUCUAACCGCGACGUACAUCAGGAACCUAUAUUUCCAACUCCGCAGUACAAUAUUUUUAACGAAAAAUUCAUACAGAGUUACUUGAACUUGAAAUUAAUGCCGGAUCCUUGUAUAUUGGACGUCGAGGGCCUAAAGAUUGGAAUCACAUCGGUUGACGUCAUCAAACAUAUCGGAAAGGAAGAGAUAUCGAACAUAUCAGGUAUGGACAGACUUAGUCGUUUGGCCGAUCACGUGCUCUCGCAAACGUGUUUCUAUCCCGUGUACCCUCCGUCCGAGGACCUGAAUGUAGACACGGAAAUGUGGGAGAAGUACACGUUUUUCGACCAACAACCACAUUUGCUAAUUCUACCGUCCGACAUGCGGUGUUACUGCAAAGUGAUAAACGAUUGUGUGACAGUAAAUCCGGAACGUCUGUACAAGAAUACUUACGCCAAAUUGUGCAUUAAACCAUCUUGGGGCGGUAGAUGGAGUACUGAUAACAUCUCGUGUGACAUUGCCAAAGUUUGAUAGUCGUAAUAUUAGAGCAUUUCGCGUCUGUUUUUAAUUAAGGAUUUGAUGCAAUAACGGUUUCAUGUUUUUUUGAAAAGUUAAUUUUUUAAACGAUAUAAAAAAAGAAUUUUUCUACUUGAAAGAUUAAUAUUUUUAUGAUGCAUGCUGAAUCGUUAUUUCAUUAGACCUUUACACGUGAUUACAGAAAAUGCUGUUAUAAUGUAUAUCUAGGUAUGUUACAAUCUAAAUAGAUAAUAUUUUUACAUGAAUCGCAAUAA
Molecule: messenger RNA, 2245 nt
Organism: Ooceraea biroi (clonal raider ant)
Lineage: Eukaryota; Metazoa; Arthropoda; Insecta; Hymenoptera; Formicidae
Gene: DNApol-alpha73
Product: DNA polymerase alpha subunit B
Biological process (GO): DNA replication; DNA replication initiation
Cellular component (GO): alpha DNA polymerase:primase complex
Molecular function (GO): DNA binding
Source: RefSeq, a predicted model, not a curated record